AUGGAGCAUAAUAAAAGAUCAAAUAGAUUAGAUCCAGAAGAAUUUAUUGAUUCUUUUCACUCUUAUCUUGUAGCUAUAGAAAUUGAUGUAGCAGCUGGACAUGCUCACAGAAUUCGAGCACAUAGCCAGGCCAGAAAUAUUGUUAUUCCUGCUUAUACAGUAUUUGACAAAGACUGGUCUUUUGCUGAUAGGUACCCAACUGAUCGCAUUGUAAAUCUAUCUAAUGCCAAUGUUACUGCAGAAAAACAGCGAAUGCUCUUUGGUUCAACAGUUCAAGGCAGUGAUCCUGUAGGUCAAUUUUAUUCUAAGUUACGUAAACUUGCUAGACUUGCUGGUAUUGAUGAACAACAAAUUCGAUUACAAUUUAUUCAUAGUAUCUCUCCUGAUAAUCAAUUAGAAAUUCGACGCAUUAGAAUUAACAGACCUGUAUCUGAAUUGCUUACAGAACUCGAAGAAAUUGAAAGAUAUAAGACAGAGCAAUUAUCUAGAGCAUAUUUAUAUUCAGGCACAGAUAAAUCUUAUAAAAAAGACAAUAACUCUUCAGAUUUGGGUAUGACCAAAACUGAGAUUGAAAACUUGAUAAAAUCUAUGAUGCCAUCUAUCCAAGAAAUGAAAACUCAGCACUUUGGUCUUAAAGUUACAGAUAAUGAUCCUGUAGAAGAUAUGUGUAAACAAUUAGAAAACCUCCAAAUCAAUCUAACUAAAAUGAAAAAAGCUAUAAAAAAGAAUUCUAGCAAGCCUAAAUCUUCUAAUCACAAAACCAAAACCAAAUCUAGAACCAAAAAAUCAAGUCAAUCAAAACGUGUUAAUGCUCAUAUAAUUUCAGAUGAAUCAUCUUCAGACUCUAGUGAUAGCGAAAAUAGUACAAUAUCUAGUGAAAAUGAACUUGAAACCAAUACCUUGGCAUGUUCAUGGAAUGAAUCAGAAUCAGAUUUCUCUAGAACCAGUGAGUCUAGUAAUUCAGAAAAUGAUUCAGAAGAAUACGAAAUCAAUACCAUAAAAAAAAAAAUAACUUUUUCUGAUAGCAAGAGAUCAAAGAAGUACAAAAGUGCCAGGUCAGAACCUGAAAGGUCAUUGCGAAGCAAUAAAACUUCUACUAAAAAAUCUAGUAAUGCCUCUAAUAAAAAGGAUAGUAAAGUUAGACCUGAAAGGUCAUUGCUUCGCAAUACUAGGUCACUUAAAAUUCCUACAGAUAAUAUUAGCCUAAAUGCAUUUUUCACUAUUUUACGAUCAAUGGUUAAUUCAUUUACUCAUACACAACCUAAAGAAGUCUCAAUUAAUAGUUAUAAUAUGAUUAAUGCCAAAUUCAUUGCAUUAAAAGAUCCUGUUUUAAAUCAUUUUACUUUGAAUUUCUCUAACAAGGAAUGA
Molecule: messenger RNA, 1368 nt
Organism: Scutellospora calospora
Lineage: Eukaryota; Fungi; Glomeromycota; Glomeromycetes; Diversisporales; Gigasporaceae
Source: the annotation of a GenBank genome assembly